Molecule: messenger RNA, 255 nt
Organism: Linum trigynum
Lineage: Eukaryota; Viridiplantae; Streptophyta; Magnoliopsida; Malpighiales; Linaceae
Source: the annotation of a GenBank genome assembly
AUGCAACGAGAGCUUCACUGGAUCCCUCGGCCGAUUUUUCAAUUGGAUUCUGGCCUUGAGCAUUCUGUUCGGCAGGUAGGGAGGCUGAAUGAUGAUCAUGCCUCACCUUUUCAUGAGCAAUCUCCUCAAGCAGAGACGUUGGAGCGAAGUGAAGAGGCCACGUCGUCCAGCUUGCGUGAUGACUCAAUGAUGGAGCAUGAGGUCCCGCAUGGCGAGGCCCUUACCCAGGAUGGAGGUUCCUCGGAAUCCCAUUGA